Klebsormidium nitens is the source of this 1160-nucleotide messenger RNA. Lineage: Eukaryota; Viridiplantae; Streptophyta; Klebsormidiophyceae; Klebsormidiales; Klebsormidiaceae. The record is from the annotation of a GenBank genome assembly.
GGAUGACCCCAUGUCACCUACUCCAUGCUGACUUUAAUUUCCAGCUCAAUCUACGGUAGUUCACGAGGAUUGUGGGCGCAUCUUCCUCAUGCUGCAGUGCCAUGCAGUUUGAAGUUGUUGAAAGCAAGAGCGCCUUUCAUCGUGACCUCGGGCAAUCUCUCACCUCGAAUCCACCUCUGAAGCCUGCGGUGUGUUCUCAGGCAGGAGGUUUAUCCAGAACAGAGGCUGAAAGCUGUGAUUAUCCUAUCAGCCGGCAAACUCUCUUCUGUGUUUUGAAACAAGUCCAUCGUAGGCGGAAUAGUUGGUGAAGCUAUAUACUGCACCGACGUCAGAAAACGAUGGGGGCACUGAUAUCAAGACUAUGGUUCUUUUGGUUCCCAGCAAAGGAGUACAAGAUUGUCGUGGUUGGAUUGGACAACGCAGGAAAGACAACAACAUUGUAUAAGCUGCAUCUGGGGGAGGUGGUGGUUACGCAACCAACGGUGGGGAGCAAUGUGGAGGAACUGAUAUAUAAAAACAUUAGAUUCGAGGUAUGGGAUCUCGGAGGGCAGGACCGUCUGCGGACGUCAUGGGCGACGUACUACCGGGGCACGCACGCGGUCAUCAUAGUUGUAGACAGCACGGACCGCUCGCGGAUCUCCAUAGUGCGGGACGAGCUCUUCAAGCUACUAGAGCACGAAGACUUGCAGCCCGCUGUAGUGCUUGUGUUUGCAAAUAAGCAGGACUUGAAAGACGCGAUGUCCCCUGCCGAAAUUAGUGAUGCGCUCUCGCUGCACUCAAUAAAGCGGCACGACUGGCACAUCCAGGCGUGCUGUGCGCUCACGGGAGAGGGCCUCUACGACGGGCUGGGGUGGAUAGCGCAACACGUGACAGGGAGCAAAGCCCCGACGUAGGUAGAAGUAGGCUUGUACAUAUUUCCUCCGACUGUGUUCCGAACUGUCAGUUUGUCUUCUGUCGGACGCUUAGCAGGCAAUGUAUGUGGUUGCUGUCAGACAUGCAUUCAAUAUCAUUCCAGACACACUCGGUCACGUCGUUGAACAAAGUGAAUUGUCCAUCUGAACGAUUGAGAAUCAGGCGGCCGUCGUUUUGAACCUUAAACCUUACCUUCGCAAUGGUGUGUAGGAGUCCGACGAUUGGAUCACCGUUAUAUAUGUGCUCAG